Molecule: messenger RNA, 639 nt
Organism: Peronospora matthiolae
Lineage: Eukaryota; Oomycota; Peronosporomycetes; Peronosporales; Peronosporaceae
Source: the annotation of a GenBank genome assembly
AUGGUACAUCUUGUUGACAGUGGUAGUGAUACCAAAGUCGAGGGGGAGGAGCAAUCUAAAUUCAGUACACCUGUGCGUGGGGACAUUCUCCAUCCGGCACCUAAUCCGUUCCCCGAUCGUAGUGCCGCGACUACGCUAACAGCGCUGGGAGCAACGUCCCCCAUGGAUACAUCCAUUAUCACUAACCCGCUUGACGAGGAGCUACAACGCAUGCUCGAUCAAGCGGCAAGCGCACGGUGGAAGUCAGAAGUUCAGACAACGUUGCAACGAAACAGUGACUAUACGUUCACUCGACCUGGCGCGAAAGAACUCAUUCGUCAGUGUCACGCCAUACUUUGGCAACAUGGGCCACCGGCCCCGAGGCGAAAACGCCCACUGAACGAAUGCCGCAAGGCUCUUCGAGAGAGGUACUUGGAACCUACUGUGAUGAGUUUGAGUCAAUACAGAGAACGGCUGCAAAAGCAGGCCCGAGGAACAUUGGUUCCACAAAUUAGGGGUAUACCCAUCAUUUUGUCCAAAUAUGGGGACGAAACUGCGGGGGGAAAUAUGUUCAUCCGCUGGGUGCACGGCGUUCGACGCCUCAGUAGCAUGCACGCGCUACGCGAAAGUGCCAGUGUGGCAGAAGUUCGUCUAGAGUGA